Molecule: messenger RNA, 3181 nt
Organism: Seminavis robusta
Lineage: Eukaryota; Bacillariophyta; Bacillariophyceae; Naviculales; Naviculaceae
Source: the annotation of a GenBank genome assembly
GCUUACCAUCAUCAUCAUCGUUUGGACUGGACUGGUGCGUGCAACAUUCUCAGAGCAAGAGAGAGCUCCAUCGAAGGCAAGGCAAGCACUGCUACCGGUUACAAUAUCGAUAGUUUGUUGAAACCAACAACUUUGACUGGUCAUUGCAUUCUGUAUUUCAUUUCAUUGCUAGCUAGCUAGGUAGCCAGAAACUACACUACAAAUUAAAUACAAUACAGGAUCGACCAUGAGACUCUUUUCGAGAGCCCUAUUGUUGGCUCUGCCCGCCUUGGUGUCCUCCAAGGCAAUUUUGGGUGUGGACAUGGGAAGUUUGUACAUGAAGGUGGCUUUGGUGCAACGAGGAGCUCCACUGGAGAUUGUCACCAACUUUCACUCCAAGCGAAAAACGGAAAACAUGAUUCUGUUUGAUGCGGGCACAAGAUUUUAUGGCGCUGAUGCGUCCUCGCUUCUCGCGAGAAAGCCUCUCAAGACACCUGUGCAAAUGUCGCUCAUGCUGGGACGAGAUGAAGACCAUCCUUGUGUAGCUACACUUGGAGAACGUCAUUUCCCAGUCACUCCCAAAUUCAAUGAAACUCGCAAUGGACUCAGUUUGUCCGUAGACAAUCAAGAUUACACCCCGGAAGAACUAGUCGCCAUGGUCCUCCAUCACUCCAAAGACAUGGCACAGACGUAUAUUGGAGAACUAGGAAAGGACGCCAAAGCAGCCCCUGCCGAUUGUGUCUUGACCGUACCGGCUUUCUUCACCGUUCACGAACGAAGAGCCCUCUUGGAUGCGGCCAGUUUGGCCGAUCUCAACGUCUUGGGACUACUCGAGGAAAACACAGCUGCCGCAUUGCACUAUGCCAUGGACAAACAAUUCCCAGAAGAUCAAAUCUUUGUCUUUUACAACAUGGGAGGAACUGCCGUACAGGUUAGUGUCGUCAAAUUGCACAACUACAACAUGACCAGUGGACUCUCCUCCAAACCAAAAACCGUAGGCGCACUCGAAGUGCUAUCCAAAGCGUGGGAUGCCACUCUGGGAGGACAAUCCUUUGAUCACCGCAUUGUAGAAUACUUGGCCGAUGAAUUCAAUGCAAAGUGGGAUAAACAACGCAAUGAUGGUAAAAAGAAGGAUGUGAGGACCGUUCCACGGGCCAUGACCAAGAUUCGGCUCCAAGCCAACAAGGUCAAACAUGUACUCUCGGCCAACAUGGAAAUUCCCAUCUUUAUGGAUUCACUCCAUGAUGAUUGCGCACUCUCCACACUCAUGACACGUGCAAAGCUGGAGGAACUUUGUGUCGAUCUCAUUGAACGAGCCACCAAACCGGUCUACCAGGCUUUGGAAUACGCUAACAUUACACUAUCGGAUGUCCAUGGAAUUGAAAUGAUUGGAGGUGGGAUGCGUAUCCCUCGAAUCCAAACGGACUUGAAGAAGGCACUCAACGACAUUGAAUUGGGAAUGCACAUUAAUGCGGAUGAAUCCAUGGCUUUGGGUGCUGCCUUUCACGGUGCCAACCUUUCCACCGCGUUCCGGGUACGACAUGUCGGUCUGCUCGAUGUCAAUCCAUUCCCCAUCAGAAUCACGCUCAAGGAAUUGGAAACAGAGGAACAGAAAAAGGGAUUGUUUGGAGGCGGCGGCAAGAAGAAAAAAGAUGAUGGUGAGGAAGUAUGGGGCAAAAAUGCAACCAUCCUCAAGGCAUUUGGAAAACUCGGCGUCAAAAAGACCAUUGCGUUCACCCACGACAAGGAUAUUCACUGUGCUUUGGACUAUGAAGAAGCUGAGACUUUGCCAGAGGGAACACCACUUGGCAUUGAUCGUUUCAACAUUACUGGUGUGGAAGAUUUUGCCAAAGAAAUGGAGGAGAAGAAUCUUGGCAAACCAAAGGUCGCUUUGCAGUUCCAGCUCACUGAUAGCGGUUUGACCAAACUCCUCAAGGCGGAAGCCACCGUCGAAGAAAUGUACACCGUGGAGGAAGAAGUAGAAGUAGAUGAUGACGAAGCUGACGAUGAAGCAAGCAACGCAACAAACACCAAGGAAGAGGAAGCUGAUGCAGAUGCCAAAACAGAGGAUGCCGAGGACAAGAAAGAAGAAGAGGCCACAGCUGAUGAAGUCAACGCAACAGAAGCCAACGAAACGGAUACUGAUGCCAAUGCCACCUCGGAGAAAGCUGACGAAAAACCUGUCAAGAAGAAGAAGAAGAAAACUAUCACUCAAACAAAGGAGAAGAAACGGGUACACAAACGUGCAUUGACUGUGAAGACUUACAACGUUGGAAAGGUGCAACCCUAUUCGGCUGAGCUUCUGGCAGAAUCCAAGGCCAAGCUGCAGGCUUUGGCCAAGAAAGACAAGGAACGGGUUUUGCUGGAAGAAGCUAAAAACAAGGUUGAAAGCUACGUCUACCACAUCAAGAACAAGCUCGUAGAUGAUGAGGAAAACAUUGGCAAAGUAUCAACCGAAGAACAACGAGCGGAAGUCCUUAAGCUCGCGGAAGAUGCGGAAGAAUGGAUGUACGAGGAUGGAUCCACCGCCGAUCUGGCAACUACUGAGGAUAAGUAUGCUGAGAUCUCUGUCCCCGCCGAGAAGAUUUUCAACCGUGUCAAGGAAAUGACAGCCCGUCCAGAAGCCGUCGUGGCUAUGAAAGGCCGACUGACCAAGGUUGGGGAGCUGAUGACAAAAUGGGAGACGACAAUGCCACAGGUAACCGAAGAGGAACGUGGAGAAGUGCUCAAGUUGGUCGACGAUGUGACCGCCUGGAUCAAAGAGAAAGAAGAGGCUCAAUCAAAGGUCGAAGCUCAUGAAGACCCUGCCUUCACAAGUGCAGAGGUUCCUAUUCAAAUCAAACCUAUUGAAGUCCUGGUAGCAAAGCUGAAGAGGAAGCCCAAGCCGAAACCUCCUAAGAAGAAUGAAACUGAUGCAAAUGCAACAGACACUAACUCGACAAAUGCCACAGAUGCUGAAGAAACAAAUUCCACGGAAGCAAAGGAUGCUGAUUCGGAAAAUGAGACAGCCGAUGAACCAGCUGAAGGCGAAGCAAAAGAGGAUGGUGAGAAGGAAGAAGCCGAAGCAGACCCGGAAGAGGGAGAAAGCAAGAAGGACGACGAACUAUAGUUUAAGAUAUUCCAUUAUGCGUUUUUGCUUCUUGGUUUGUGGCUCGUUGUACUCCACCGACCACUUAACCCAUACAUACGAUGUUCUCGCCGU